This is a messenger RNA of Ziziphus jujuba (common jujube), 978 nucleotides long. Its product is annotated as LEAF RUST 10 DISEASE-RESISTANCE LOCUS RECEPTOR-LIKE PROTEIN KINASE-like 2.7. Lineage: Eukaryota; Viridiplantae; Streptophyta; Magnoliopsida; Rosales; Rhamnaceae. The transcript has 2 exons. Gene Ontology annotation, molecular function: polysaccharide binding. The record is from RefSeq and is a predicted model, not a curated record. Bases 1 to 705 code for a protein of 234 amino acids.
AUGAAGGUAGAUAAGCAAUUGAGCAGUUUUCUUGACCCAUGGAUAAAAGCUGCAGAGUAUUUGGGUAUAACAAUCAAUGGAUGCCAAUCUCUUACCUUCCUCAUCAUCUUCUCCAUUUUCAUUUAUCUUGAUCUUCAUAUUCUUCCUCACAAUUCCUCAAAAAUCUUCAAGCUUCUUCGCAGUAACCGGUUCAUCUGUGGAAACAUCACCAAUGUGGGCUAUCCUUUCUGGGGAGACUGCAGGCCUGAAGUUUGUGGAUACCCUCAUCUCCAUCUCAACUGUGAGAGCAAUAAAGUGACAACCAUAGAGAUCAAGAAUGUGAAAUACCCAGUAUUGGAGCUGAAUCUGAGCGCCCAAAUACUCAAAAUCGCUCGGGAUGAUUUCUUGUCUGUACUUUGUGUUUCCGAGGAAUCGUCACAGGAUCCAAUCUUUGAUUCAACACUUUUUGAAUAUGCUCAAGGAUAUGGAAAUCUAACAGUUCUUUAUGAUUGUUUUUCAUCAGGAAAUUUCUCUUUAUGUGUCAAUGGCUUCAACAAAACAUUGUUACCGUUUGAACCUGUGAAUUGUACUUGCGAUCCUGAAGAGCCAGAGAAUCCAAUAGGGGAACAGGAUUAUGGAAUUCCUUCAUCAUGCAGCACAAUUAUGCCUUGUUGCAACUGUUUUCAAUUUAUCUUCCAACACCAAAAUUCAGUUUUGAUGUUCUAAACAUCUUAUAUGGCACUAGUUGCUCUGUUUAAUUGUGUGCUCUUAAAUCUUUUACCCUCUAUUUUUUUUUUUUUCCCAACCUGCCUCUACUUUAAGAAUUCUAUUCUAAUUAAUACUCGUACCUGUUUCCUAAAUUAAUGCUUCCUACAAGUAAGAGAUUAAAUUUUAUGCUUGAAGCCUUGUCUUAUUUCCAAAUUGUGGCUCAACUAUGGAAAUAAUUUUUUUCAUUCCCUCCAGUUUACAAUUUUUCCCAUUCUCAUAGGAUUAUGUGAU